AUGGCUUCUUCCCUGGUUAACCCACAGAAACGUGCUCACCUAAGAGACAAGUACAAGCAAGCAGCGCGAUCCAUCAUCCAAGAGCUCCAGUCUCGGUCCAAGCCUGCCUACACGCACACUGAGCUCGCUCAAUUCCGAGUGUCCAUCCAAUCCAUCAACCCGGAGGAUCACCGAUUCACCGAUUCCGAAGCUUGUCUCUUCUCGCCACUCACCAAGGAAGAGCUUAAAACAUACAAAAUCGACAAAAAAACACUCCCCGAGGACGAGCAUCACUACAUCACCGAAUUCAAGGGCACUUUUCAUGACCUCACAGACGAGGUUCCAGAGGAUUGCCAGAUGUGGGAGAGAGCUGCUCUUCGAGUCAAAGUCCGAGAGGAAGAGUGGGAGAUCGAAAUCCUCAAUGCAGGACCUUUCACAUUGGGAUUAUAUCAAGCCACUAGGGCCGAGAACUCUUUCUACGAGACUCCAACAGGAAUGUUAUGCGGUGUUAAAUUUGGACAUUCAAAGCCUCAGGAUCUUCCGAGAUGGAACGCCCAUUCUACUUGCCAAUGGCUUGACGAUUUCGAGGAUCCGAAGACCACUCGCCCUCACAUCAAACUUUUGACUCUCACUGGUGCAAAGGCUAAAGGAAAUGAACUACUCCAUGGCGAGUUAGCGCCUAUUGCAAACGUCCUCUACUGCCGUCUCGAACAGCCAGAAUUCGAGGAUACCUCACUCUUCCCAGUACUCGUCAUCUCGCUCUUUGGGCCAAGGCACGGCCGUCUCCUACAGGCUAAAUUCGAUAACUCCGGUACCUUGCUUGUCAGAUCCUCGCCGAUCUACAAUUUUAUAGACAGCGAUGAAAAGAUAAAUCUUUUCGUUCGCUACAACAAUUGCAAACCCCGAGAUGGUCCAGAAAUCGAGCCUGUUCUAGUUGAUGAGUAG
This is a messenger RNA of Penicillium verrucosum, 924 nucleotides long. RefSeq lists its product as uncharacterized. The record is from RefSeq and is a predicted model, not a curated record. The coding region runs from base 1 to 924 and encodes 307 amino acids. NCBI's taxonomy places the organism in Eukaryota, Fungi, Ascomycota, Eurotiomycetes, Eurotiales, Aspergillaceae. The transcript is spliced from 3 exons.